GGGCCGGGCCGAGCGGAGCCGGGAGGGCCGGCCGGCAGGUAGGUGGGUCCGCCGGGCGGCACGGCGCUGCUGGGUGCCCCGUCGGAAUACUCCCCCGACCCCCCUCCUCCCUCCGUGUGAAGAUGGCGGAGCUGGAGAGCUUGGAGACGGCGGCGGAGCACGAGAGGAUCCUGCGGGAGAUCGAGAGCACCGACACGGCCUGCAUCGGCCCCACGCUCAGGUCUGUUUACGAUGGAGAGGAGCACGGUCGUUUCAUGGAAAAAUUGGAAGCACGAAUCAGAAACCACGAUCGGGAGAUUGAGAAAAUGUGCAACUUCCAUUACCAGGGCUUUGUGGACUCCAUCACAGAGCUGCUGAAAGUUAGAGGAGAAGCCCAAAAGCUGAAGAACCAAGUGACGGACACCAACCGAAAGCUGCAGAGUGAAGGAAAAGAGCUGAUAAUAGCAAUGGAAGAGCUGAAGCAAUGCCGGUUGCAACAGAGGAACAUUUCAGCGACGGUUGAUAAGCUAACGCUGUGUCUUCCCGUUCUGGAGAUGUACAGCAAACUGCGAGAGCAAAUGAAAUCGAAAAGGCACUACCCAGCACUGAAGACUCUAGAGCAUCUGGAGCACACCUACCUGCCCCAGGUGAGCCACUACCGCUUCUGCAAGGUGAUGGUAGACAACAUCCCGAAGCUGCGUGAGGAGAUAAAGGAGGUGUCCAUGUCAGACCUCAAGGAUUUCCUGGAGAGCAUCCGUAAGCACUCGGACAAGAUUGGGGAGACAGCGAUGAAGCAGGAUUGCAGAUACAAUCAGUGGAAAAUAAUUGCCAGGAUAUUCUUCAGUCUUCUGCUCUCUCCAAAUAUUAAGGCACAGCAGCAAAGAAACCUGGACAAUAUUGUAUCGCAGCACCCCAGGAUAAGCGGGGGGAAGAAGUCCAAGAAAGAAGCCUGCGCAGGCUCAGAUUUGGAGGUAAAGAACACUAGCCCCAUGUCUGAGCAGGAUUCGGGUAUCCUGGAUGUUGAAGAUGAGGAGGAGGAUGAUGAGGUGCCCGGGGCCCAGGAGCUGGUGGACUUCUCGCCCGUGUACCGCUGCCUGCACAUCUACUCCGUGCUGGGUGCCCGAGAAACCUUUGAGAACUACUACAGGAAACAGAGAAGAAAACAAGCCCGGCUGGUGCUGCAGCCUCCUUCCAACAUGCAUGAAACUUUGGACGGCUACAGGAAGUACUUCAAUCAAAUUGUAGGGUUUUUUGUAGUUGAAGAUCACAUCUUGCACACAACGCAGGGCUUGGUAAAUAGAGCCUAUAUUGAUGAGCUGUGGGAGAUGGCGUUAUCAAAAACCAUUGCAGCACUAAGGACACACUCAUCGUAUUGCUCGGACCCAAGCCUGGUGUUAGACUUGAAGAACCUCAUCGUCCUCUUUGCAGAUACACUCCAGGGAUAUGGCUUCCCAGUGAACCAGCUCUUUGAUAUGCUGUUGGAGAUCCAAGACCAAUACAGUGAAACGCUGCUGAAGAAAUGGUCAGGAGUUUUCAGAAAUAUACUUGAUUCAGAUAACUACAGUCCCAUCCCAGUGACAAAUGAAGAGAUUUAUAAGAAAAUGGUUGGACAGUUCCCAUUCCAGGAUGCAGAACUUGAAAAGCAACCGUUUCCAAAGAAGUUCCCCUUUUCUGAGUUUGUGCCUAAAGUUUACAAUCAGAUUAAGGAAUUCAUCUACGCCUGUCUGAAGUUUUCAGAAGACCUCCAUUUGAGCUCCACAGAAGUUGAUGAUAUGAUCAGAAAAUCUACAAAUCUGCUGCUGACCCGGACACUGAGCAACUGCUUACAGAACGUCAUUAAGAGGAAAAAUGUGGGGCUGACAGAGCUGGUACAGAUCAUUAUAAAUACGACCCACUUGGAGAAAUCUUGCAAGUUCCUCGAAGAAUUCAUAACCAAUAUCACCAACGUACUUCCAGAAACUGUCCACACCACAAAACUUUAUGGGACCACGACUUUCAAGGACGCCCGCCAUGCUGCCGAGGAAGAGAUUUACACUAACCUGAACCAGAAGAUUGACCAGUUCCUGCAGCUGGCAGACUACGACUGGAUGGCCCUGGAGCCUGGCAGCAGGGCCAGUGAUUACCUUGUGGAUCUCAUUGGCUUCCUACGCAGCACGUUUGCUGUGUUCACACACCUCCCGGGGGAUGUAGAUGCCCACUCUACCAUGUCGGGCAAGGUGGCACAGACUGCCUGCAUGUCAGCAUGCAAACACCUGUCCACCUCACUGAUGCAGCUGCUGCUGGAAGCCGAAGUGCGGCAGCUGACGCUGGGCGCCUUGCAGCAGUUCAACCUGGACGUGGAGGAAUGUGAACAGUUUGCCAGAUCCGGCCCAGUGCCUGGGUUCCAAGGGGACACGCUGCAGUUGGCCUUCAUCGACUUGAGACAACUCCUGGAUCUGUUCAUCCAGUGGGACUGGUCAACGUACCUGGCUGACUACGGGCAACCCACCUGCAAAUACCUCCGGGUGAACCCCACCACAGCCCUCGUCUUGCUCGAGAAGAUGAGGGACACGAGUCGGAAGAACAACGUUUUUGCCCAGUUUCGGAAGAACGAGCGGGACAAGCAGAAGCUGAUAGACACAGUGGCCAAGCAGCUCCGCGGCCUCAUCAACAGCCAUCACUCAUGAGGGACCCACAGCCUUCCCCACGCCUGGACUUGGGAUCCUUGUUCAAAGAGAACAGAUGUAUUUUUGUAUUCGCCUGUAUAGUAUGGAUGAAACCCACCCUUAUGACAAAACGUUGUUAAACAAUCCCGGGGCAGGUAGGUGGCGUGCUGGUGGAGAGGAGGUGGUGUCAGCAGUCACCAAGCUGAACUCCUAUUUUCAGGGGUUUGCAAAGCAACGGGAAGACCUGAAGCCUGAGCGAGAAGUUCACACCCAGACGAUGGGUUGGUUGGGUAUUUUUUGUGUGCGUGGGUUGGGUUGGGUUUGUUGUUUUUUUUUUUAAUUUUUUUUUUUAAUUUUUAAUGGUUUUUUUGGUUUUUUUUUUUUUGUAAGCCAAAUUCAAAGAAUUGGUUUGACUUCCUUUUGUUAAGUUAUUCAGCUGCAGAACAAGGGAUCACAAGAAGUAUAGGGAGGAGCCGUGGUUUCAGGUUCUUCUCACAGGCUCUGCUCAAAGGAGCACGCGUUCAGAAAGAGGGUCACUCAUUAGCUUGCCUUGCCAGCACGCGUGUUGGGUUUGUGUAGGAGGAGAAGCAGUGAUUUCUCAGCCUCUCUCCCCUUUUCCCAUAAGGGCUGAUUCCCACCCUGGGUCGCGGGUGGCUCCUCAGAGCUGUGACCCUUUGGUGUGUGUGGCAGCACUGCUCAGAGCUGAUGCACCCCAAGCUUUGCUUCUGGGACCUGUUGGUGUCUUGCGGCCCUGCACUGGGUAUAAAAGGGCUUCAAAAGUUGCCUCAUUGCAUAGGAGAGGUUGGGGUGCCCUAUGGGGUCAGUUUGGGCUGGGUGCUAGGAGGGGAGAGUACAGCACUCUGCUUUGCUUUUCCUUUCCGUGCUGGUUUGCAGUGCUGCUUUCCCAUCCUCCCUUCCUGCUGCCAUGGUGCCGUGUCCCUGUGCCUCCAGCACAACCCUCCAACUUGGAGACGUCCCCCAAAUGUGGGGUGCAGGAGGUUCCCCCUGGAGUAGCAUUGUGCACCAGCAGCCCGGCUCUGAAUGACAGAGCUCUGCUCUGCUCCGUGCUGCGGAGCUGCCCGUACAUCACCUGCUGAAAUCAAGGCGGCCUUUGAGGACCACGUCACGCUAUCAACAGGAUGUUAAUCCCAGGCUUCAGGUUACAGAGAGAAGGGACUUUUGCCCUUAUCUUUUCAUUCCCCUUUUGACUCUCCUUUACCGCAGGUGAAAGUUUAUCCGGCCGCUUCCCCCACUACCAAACCCUGACGCUGUGUUCAAGGGAAUUCAAACCCUCAUUGUGAAUGGCAGGGCCCUUUCUAACACCAUUCAAAUGCGUGGGGCCAUUGGCUCUCAGACCAUUUGUGGAAGCUGCUGGGUGGUUCUGGAGCCCUGGUGGGGCUCUGUUUCCCUUCAGCUCCCCAUUGCAGGCUCCUGAGCUGCACCGGGGCAGGAUUUGUCCGUGUGCCACCCAGCUGGGGCUGCAGAAGGGGGCAUUUGGGCUCUUUGCUUUCUGCCCACGAGCACUCCUGGCGUUGUAUUUUUGGCUCCAUUCACACUCCAACUCUGGAUGCACGAAGCGGUGGUGCUUCACCUUCCUUCUUUGUUCCUCAGCAAUCCUCCCUUGAUUUCCUUUUGGUAAGGGUACGUGGACCCUGAAAUAGGCACAUUGCUAGCAAUGAGCUCGUGGGGCUUUGUCCCAUCACUGCAACCUCCAGCCACCACGCUCGGUGCGUUAUUUCCAUUAAUACGAGGGAAGAGCUGGGACUUGGCGUUAUGGCUCCUUUCUUUGUGAGGAUCGGAGGGUACUUUCUUAAUGCCUCUUUGGGAUAUAUGCAAGAAGGAUGGAAAAAAAAAAAAAAAAAAGAAGCAGAUGGAUGACAGUUGUAUGGCCAGCAAGGGACUGUAUGAUGUGAUCCACCCAAGGGGACCCUCCAGGUAGGGACAGGUGACAGGGGACAAGUGGUGGCAGAAGCAGGUGGGACCAUCUGCUUUGAGCAUCCUUUGAGCAGAAGAGCUCAGAGAUUGAAGCAAAAACCCAACGGUGGGAGGAGGAGGGAGGUUUCAGUGCACGAGGCACUCAGUGAAGGGCCAUCCAGUCACAAGCACUUUAAAACACUUCAGAAUCACGCUGCUACGGAUGCUGGCAACAGCAUAACAGAGCAUCAGCAAGCAUGACAAAUAGAGCGCUCUGGUGUUCCCAGUUUUUAUUAGUGGGAGGAUAGACUGUCAAACCCAAUUUCUAAUAGCAUUUCUCAGCCACUGACGUCGCUGCUGGAUGAGGAGGUGCCUUUUGCACACUGAGGAUUUUCCUCCAGCAGGGAGAAGGGAGCACGACGAGGCAGCAUCACCCCCAUGAGCUGGGGAAAGCAGCCGGCUCCUGGCUUGGAAUCUGGGUUUUUUUAUCCCCAAGGAGCAGCUCCUGCACUGCAUUGAGUAUCCCAGAGCGGCUGUGGCUCAGGGCGAGCUCUGCUCCAGGGAGUGGGGCUGGCAACUGGGAUGUGCUGCUGGGAAAGCCCAGCCCGGCCCCAUCAGAUUCAGGGAGUUUCUGAUUUCGGGAGGUCAAGCACCUAGCCACAAGUCACACCACGGGCAUGAAAAAUGGAAUUUUGGUGCUCUGUUCCUAAUUAACUUUUUGUUCCGAGAGAUGCAGCUCCAUCCCUUCAAAAUAAAAUUAAUCUUUUAAACAGACUGCUUAAAAAGCCCUGGAAGACAUUUAAAAUCCCCUCUAAAUCGCUUACUAAUGACUGGUAUCCUCUGAUACGGAUGGUAUUGCUUAUGAGGGAAAGGUUGUUGCUAUAAAUUUGUGAUCUGGGGGUAGGCAGGGGCCGAACCCACUGCUGUAACCAUCAAUUUGCAACCCCCAGAACAAAUAAUGCUGCUAUUAACACAUCCAUGUACAUACGUUGAUCGGUCCUUAGGUUUUAAAGCAGUGGCUGUAGUAAGGUGAGCCUCCCUCUCCCCCCAGCUUGGCAAACAAUUCAGCACCAUUGGAUUAAAAAGAAAAAGAAAAAAGGAAGAAAAACAAACUAAAACAAAGCUUGCCUUCCUGAGAAACAUCCACUUAUCUUAUUUUCCUUAUUUUCCUUAAAACCUCCAUGGAAUAUUUUUUUGGGGACAGUUCUAAGGCGCCGAGCUGCAGAGCAAAUCAUAAAGGGAACAGCUUUGAACACUCCCUCCUCCGUCUCUAUCCUAAUCUCCGUUACAAUCCCAAUCCCAGUCCCCACUGCUAUCUCAGUUGCAACCCCCUACCCCAUCACCAUCCCAUUCCUCAUCCUCAUCCCAACCACAGUCCCCACCACCAUCCCAGUCCCAACACCAACCCCAUACCCCAUCACCAUCCCAAUCCCCAUCACCGUCCCAACCCCCAUCACCAUCCCAAUCCCAACCCCAAUCCCCAUUGCGAUCCCAACUCCCAUCACCAUCCCAAUCCCUACCCUCAUCCCAACCACAGUCCCCACCACCAUGAUUCCAACUCCAACCCCCAUCAUCCUCCCAGUUCCAACACCAACCCCCAUCACCAUCCCAAUCCCAACCUCAACACCAAUCUCCAUCCCCAUCCUAACCCCAGUCCCCAUCUCCAUCCCAAUUCCCAUUGCCAACCCAAUCCCUAUCCCAACUCCAGUCCCCAUCCCAUCCCUCAGUGCCUACUGGCUGCUUGUGUUGUUGCCUUUUCUCAGUUUCUGAGGGGAAGGAGCGUGAUUUUGUAAACUAAUGAUGUGGUGAAGACAGCUUUUUUUGCACAAGUCGUUGCACAAUAAGGGGAAAAAUUAGUAAAUUAGGUUUAACUUUAAAGGGAACUUUUUUUUUUCUUUCCUUAAAACUCACUAGCAGAGCUACUGAUUACAAACAAACAAAGAAAAACUGACUGAUUGAGAAAUGGACUGCAUGGUUUACAGGUUAAAUUGCGUUAGAAAUUAGCAUGUUGACUUCGACUGUACAUUUAUCCUAUUGUAACUUCCAUUAAACAAUACAGCAUAUAACUGUUUAAAUAA
Molecule: messenger RNA, 6616 nt
Organism: Gallus gallus (chicken)
Lineage: Eukaryota; Metazoa; Chordata; Aves; Galliformes; Phasianidae
Gene: EXOC6B
Product: exocyst complex component 6B
Exons: 24
Coding region: 123-2645 (840 amino acids)
Biological process (GO): exocytosis; Golgi to plasma membrane transport; intracellular protein transport
Cellular component (GO): exocyst; membrane
Source: RefSeq, a predicted model, not a curated record